Messenger RNA from Sparassis crispa, 4839 nucleotides. RefSeq lists its product as hypothetical. NCBI's taxonomy places the organism in Eukaryota, Fungi, Basidiomycota, Agaricomycetes, Polyporales, Sparassidaceae. The record is from RefSeq and is a predicted model, not a curated record. The transcript has 19 exons. Gene Ontology annotation, molecular function: protein dimerization activity. Bases 1 to 4839 code for a protein of 1612 amino acids.
AUGUCUCCAAGAUGCAUCCACGACAUUAUCGCAAAGUCAUCUCCCUCGCACCGUAUACCAUAUUUGUCCUUGGUGCAGGAAGCGGGCGUUCUGUUCCUCUUCGUGAUUGUCACGAACUCCACAUCCGUGCAGGAUAUCAUCUGCUUGCUGAAGCGGAGAUGCCUGGUUCCAGCUGACCAGACAUCCCUUUACUUGUAUGCGGCGGUACCGCACACACGGCAGCUAUGGCUCCACGAACGACUAGGAGAGCUUGGGUUGGGCCCGAUGUCUCACGUUCAUGUUCGCAUACGUGUCCUUGGUGGAUCCAACCCCUCCUCGUCACCGUCACCAAGCAGGGAGCCACACACUCCAUCACGUAAGCGAGCAUGGCCUUCUACCGCACCAAUCCAUCCUCGGACGACUCUCCUGCAAAGAACACAUGAGCACGCACUGGUCUUGCUCCGAAAGCGGAAGAGUCAUACCUCUUCCGACUUGGAGGUUUGGGAUAUGCCUGACGACGAAAUCAUUGCUCUCACGCGUAGUGCAUGGAAGUCGAAUGCAUAUGAUCACUAUAAUAUUACUCUCGAGCGGAACUUCAUGAAGGAUGGCAAGGCCGACCAUCUCCUCUUCUGCUUCAAAUGUAAAUAUGAUCCCGCUAACCACCGAACCCAGUAUCGCGAGCGGAGCAAGACAAGCCAAGGCACGAAGAACCUUGACCGCUCCACGAAAGCCUGCUUCAAGCGGCGAGGUGUCGGGCCAUCAGAUGACCCCCAUGCGGGUGCGCAGCAGACUCUGAUGAACACAAUCUCCAGUGUCGUGGACCCAUAUUACCUUGAAGAAGUGGAGCUUCUUCGCCCAGGAACUAAGGUACCCACACCAUGCAUGGUCUCACGGGAUGUGCAGCAGAUCUACCAAGAAGGCUCUAAGUUCAUCAAAGAAUACUUCUCGAAACUCGACGGAGCCGUUCACCUCGUUAUUGACGGGUGGACGGCGCCUUUCGUGGCGUCAUAUCUUGGCAUCGUGGUAAUCUGGUUUGACGGCGACAAACUCUGGCGCUCCAUCUUGGAGUUCGUUCGCUUAACUGAAAGGCAUACUGGCCUGUAUCUUGCGCAGAAGGUGGCGGACUGCGUGAAACAAUUCGGCCUCCAGAAGAAGCUGCACACACUCUGCAUGGACAAUGCGAGUAACUGCGAUGCGACCGCUACUGAGCUGGAGCCACUCGUUGAUAGUUUCCGUGGUGCCAUGUCGCGCACUCGUUGCUUCCCGCAUACAGUAAAUCUCAUUGCCAAGGCAUUCAUCUCAUUCUUCUUUAGGCAGCCCAAGAAGAAGAAGGUCGUGAAGGUCGCCGCGGGAUCGAAGCGCAAACGACGUGGUGCUGGUGCACGCCAGCAAGCAUCUGCACCUGAAGCACCGCCACCCGGAGAGCCCGAGACUCAAGAGGUGGUGCUUGAUUACGGGGACCCUUUGCAUAUCAUUGACGAGACAGUGGAUGGCACCCAUGAAGAUGAUGAUAUCUCUGCUCUUGAUGAUGGGAAGGCUGCUCAUGAUGAGGCUGCGGUAAGUUCAGUACAUGCUCAAGCAAUUCGCAUUGCACGGGAAGACUACCAUAUUACAAUGACCGCACAAGAAGAAUCCGAUGCACAGAGUCUAUUUACCAAGGUAGCAGGACUCGCUCGUCGCCUUCACGAUUCACCCACCCUGCAGGAGAAAUUCGAGAAGUUAGUUGAUGCCCAAGCAGACCUUGUCGGAAGAAAGAAGGCUCUUGACCGUCGAGUAGCCACGAGAUGGAACAGUGAUUUCGCAUGUCUGAAUGCGCACAUCCACUUCGAGACUCCUGUGCGACAGCUUACUAGUGACCUGAAGAAUGAGCUACAGGAGUACGCGCUGACUAGGGAACAAUGGUCGCUGGCUAAGCAGUUGGGGCCAGUUCUUGAGAUCUUCCAAGAUCUCACAGACCUCUUCUCACAAGCCGAAGUUCCCUUGAUACACGAGACAGUCCCGAUGCUGGAGCAGCUCGAACAUCAACUUACGGCAGUCCGCGAUGAUGUGGACGUGGAGUUGCCGUCUGUCAUCCGCAUCGCAGCACAGGCUAGCCUGCUUGUCGUCGGGAAGUACUAUGCAUUGACCGACGACACGGAUGUAUACCGGAUCGCUAUUGCCAUGUGUCCUGACAAGAAGCUCGAGUGGUUCAACAAGAACCCCGAUUGGCGAGCAGAAGAUCGUACGGAAGCAGCGCGCAUCCUACGAGCGUGCUGGACCGAAUCUUAUGCUGGUGACUCAAAUGGCAUGUCUGUGAACACUCCCACUGUUUCGGUGAUGGCAUCCACAUCGAAGAGAGGAAAGUGGGCAAGCUCAUUCCGGAAUGAGCCCUCAACCAGCACACAUCCCAUUGACAGCAUAGAUGCCUAUCUGGAGUCCCCGCUUGUCUCAAGAGAUGAUGUCAAACAGGCUGGCGGAGUCUUGGCAUAUUGGGCACAAGCAUCGAAAACGCGUCCUCGCCUUGCUCGAAUGGCGCUCGACUUCCUCACUGCACCCGCAUCAUCUGUAGAUGCCGAGCGAGCCUUUUCCGGAGGCCGUCUGACUGUCAACCACCUUCAGCACCAAACCUCGUCUCAGUCAUUCAAAGCUCAGGUGGCAGUUGGGUCGUGGGCAGGAACUCCUCUAUUGCAGGAUACAAAGACAUGUGCCAGCUUUAUUGGCGGUAAAAAACGGUCAACGAGUGCAAAGGGCAAGGAGCGGGAAUCUGCCUUUGGGAGACUACAGAAUCCCCGGAUCAUGGAUUCGGACGAUGAGCGCAUUGUUGCAGAAGAGGAUCAAAUGAAGCAGAAUGAUUGCUACCAUCCGAGAUAUACCCCGCGGCAGCAGUUGUCCCUGCGAUUAUACGAUAUAGAAGAGGCUAAUGGAAAAUGGGCUGAAUGGGAGAGUAGACUCAUUGGUCAGCAGCGAGGAGAACUUCUCGACGAUGAGUCCGAGGAUAAUUACAGCGACUUCUACAAGACCUAUCGCCUCCGGCGUUUGGUUGAUAGCUUGAGGGGGUUUCAUACGGGUCAGCUGGACCUAUCCGGUCGCAGCCAGCCGCGGUAUCAUUCUUUGAUGAAGCGCCUCUCCCAGUUCCUUGCUGAUCUCCACAGCGUUGCUGCCCAUGUAACAGUGGUAGAGGAACAAGGCGAGCGACGUACCAUGGUUUCAUCCCCUGAAGUUCUCAAGAACUUCAGGAAGAAAUGGAAAUUGGCGGUGUGCGUUGACGUUGACAACUUGGUCAUGUACACCAACGACCUGCAAGAAUUCUUCGAAAAGUACCCAGAACCAAUAUUUCAGAAGAUCUCACUUUUCAGUCUUCCCCCUGAGGUUAUCCAUAUGUCUUUGAGCCACAUGGACGUAGAUGACGCCCGUAAUUUUGAGGCUACUUGUCAUGUCCUCCGUGACAUGUCCCGCUCCUACAGAUAUCAGCGCCGUAACAUCAUCUUUCCCUUCUUGGAUAGUUCUCAGCAAGUUGAACUUGGAGACGGGCAAGUGAUCGAAAAACCAAACAGGACAAAUGUCGUUCAAACCAUGUCAAAGUUGAAGGAGACGUUGUUGAACGAUGUCUCGUUCCUCUUCUCCCGCCCCGACAUCAUUCGAAGUAUACGUCAGUUAAAUAUUGGGAAUCGCUGGCCCCAAGAGCUGCUGCGGAAAUUAGGCCUUGAACACGGUACUGUCCCGAAUGCCAUCUUCUACAUGCCCAUCUGGAACGCAAUUGAGAAGGUGCUGUCUUGCGGCGCGUUGGGCAUCACCAUCUUGAACCUAGAGGGGAUAGCACUGUCUAGGGACAUGAUCCGUGCUAUGACCCGCCUCUCUUCACUCCAAACACUCACCCUCGAAGAUUGUCGCUUGGUCCCGGAUGUCCAUCACGACUGGAUGCAAGUUGCUAGACCUGUACUUAAUCCCCUCACGAAUGUCACAAUCUUCCUCGGCGACACCCCAGACCCGGACCGUAUUAGGGUCCUCGAGUUGAUCGCGCUACUCCCUCGCGUGCGCACGCUCUUUCUCGUCGGCCCCCCUUUCAUACUUCCAGAGGACGCAUUUUUUGGCGGCCUCAAUACUUUCGCUACGGUCGAGCGGCUAGUCGUACAAUCGCUGAUACCCAUGCAUGUUCCCCUGCUGAGCAUGUGGAUGAGCGGGGAGCCUCGCAUGGGAUUGGACCCGCUGCGCCUUACACACUUCAAGAUUGGGGCCCUGUGGAUGAAUCGCGAUGACGUGCUCCAGAUGAUCGACCGGCUGCGUACUGCCCCCUUGCAGACACUCGCGCUUGAGGGUCUCCGCUCAGUCGAUCGCGAGCUGUUUCACAGGCUGGCUGGGGCGUUCAGCGGGCUGCGCUCAUUGACGUUGGUUUACCGCGACAGUGUCCGGCAAUGGGAGAACAGGGCCGCUGUAUGGCCGGGAACGACGUGGGAAUAUGCUCCGCUCCUGGCGGGAUUCCCCAAUCUGCGCUACUUUGGCUGGAACUUCCGCCUCAACAGUCUCUGGAUCGGCACGACGCACUAUCUCGAGCGUAUGGAGGCUGGGUAUCCUGAGGAUCCAGAUGACCUGGACGGAAUGCGACUAGACUACUCGGAUUGCGAGUUGUGGCAGUGCCUUCCACGACUGUUCUUGGCUUAUUGCCCGCAGCUGGAGCAUCUCGCGUUCCUGUCGCAGUCGUUGCCGCAGACAUGUUUUGAUAUCGACAGAGAUAAGGGGAGUAUCCGUAUCACGCCGUGGACGCAAAUUAUCUCGUUGUGUGAUGAACCUAUACUGGAAAAGUUGGCACUAGCGAAUCCCGACGCAUCCCAAUUGAUGAGGGCAGAGAAACAGUGGUAUUUUGAUACCAAGGGUGCCCAUUAG